Cladophialophora psammophila CBS 110553 is the source of this 1098-nucleotide messenger RNA. RefSeq lists its product as uncharacterized. NCBI's taxonomy places the organism in Eukaryota, Fungi, Ascomycota, Eurotiomycetes, Chaetothyriales, Herpotrichiellaceae. The transcript has 2 exons. The coding region runs from base 1 to 1098 and encodes 365 amino acids. The record is from RefSeq and is a predicted model, not a curated record. Gene Ontology annotation, molecular function: oxidoreductase activity.
AUGUCGGAUACUUACAUUUACGUCACGGCUGAUACUGCCCAGAAGUUUGCUGAAGAGCUUCUAGAGUCAGCUGGAUGCCGAAAGGAAGAUGCGAGCAUCAUCGCACAGGCUUUGGUGCUGGCCGAUCUCCGGGGAAUCGAUACCCAUGGCAUCAAUAGGCUACCGGGGUACCUGGACAGAGUCAAAGCUGGUGUCCUAAAUGUUACACCGGAUCUUCAUCUCAUUCAAAAAACCCCGGUAAUGGGGUUAAUCGACGCGCAAAAUACCUUCGGAUUCCUCGCUGGAUGUAAGGCUGUCGAUGAGGCCAUCAACAUGGCUACGACCUACGGGGUUGGAAUUGUGGCCGUCAAGAACAGCGGCCAUUACGGGAUGGGCGGCACAUACUGUUUACGGGCCAUGGAGAAAGGCUUUGGUGCAAUGGCAUUCACGAACUCGUCUCGAAGUAUGCCGGCCUGGGGCUCCAAGGAGCCACUUCUCGGCACGAGUCCCUUUGCAGUAGGACUACCUGGGGGCCAAAAUGGCGACUUUCUCUUGGACAUGUCCCCUUCUGUGGUUGCUCGGGGGAAGAUCCGGAAAGCGGCAAGAAGAGGCGAGUCCAUACCUGAAGGAUGGGCGCUAGAUGAAGAAGGGAGAACGACGACAGACCCCGUUGCAGCUCUAAAGGGAGUGGUGCUCCCUAUUGGGGGGCCGAAAGGCUCCGGGAUCGCCAUGAUGAUGGACAUUUUUGGCGGUCUGAUGUCCGGGGCAUCUUUCGCUGGAGGAGUCAACGACCAGUACCACGUCCUCGAUAAGCCACAGGGCGUUGGGCACUUUUUCAUGGUGUUUCGCCCCGAUGUCUUUCUCGAGUCGACAACGGAAUAUACUCAGCGGAUGGACCUGCUCAUGCAUAAAGUUCGGACAUCAGACCCCGCCGGCGGUGUUAACCGGGUAUACACUCCUGGAGAAAUCGAGAAGUUAACAGAGGAACGUCGCAGAGUGGAUGGUAUACCAUUCACGCGCGAAGAGGUCAAUAGGCUUGAAACUUUGGCUGAAGAAUGGGGUUGCGGCGUGAAACUAGGGCCUCAAGAAGUUGUCGGCUCAAUCCAGUCAAGAAAUUGA